This is a messenger RNA of Centropristis striata (black sea bass), 3750 nucleotides long. It is a transcript of the gene nek4, whose product is annotated as NIMA-related kinase 4. The transcript has 16 exons. Bases 176 to 2902 code for a protein of 908 amino acids. Gene Ontology annotation, biological process: protein phosphorylation. NCBI's taxonomy places the organism in Eukaryota, Metazoa, Chordata, Actinopteri, Perciformes, Serranidae. Gene Ontology annotation, molecular function: protein kinase activity; ATP binding. The record is from RefSeq and is a predicted model, not a curated record.
GUUUCAAAAUCUCAACGCUGGCACUGAGAGCUAGUGUGAAGUUUAGCCAACAUAUUUCACACGUCUGUUUCGUCUCUGCAGCUGGAGUAUGAGCCGAAAUGAAAUCGUACAUGUUGCCGUGAAUGUCGUGUAGCCUUUUCAGCCUUCCAGGUCGCGUUAUGAAGCGUUUUGACGAAUGAUGAAUAAUUAUCUUUUCAUCAGGGUCGUUGGGAAAGGCAGCUAUGGAGAGGUGAACUUGGUGAAACACAAAACAGACCGAAAACAGUAUGUUAUUAAGAAGCUGAAUUUAACCACCUCCUCCAAGCGGGAACGGCGUGCUGCAGAGCAGGAGGCACAGCUUCUGUCGCAGCUGCGACAUCCUAACAUUGUGACAUACAGAGAGUCUUGGGAAGGAGAUGACUGCCAGCUGUACAUUGUGAUGGGAUUCUGUGAAGGCGGUGACCUUUAUCAUCGACUCAAACAGCAAAAGGGGGAACUCCUACCUGAGAGGCAGGUGGUGGAGUGGUUUGUCCAGAUAGCCAUGGCACUCCAGUAUCUGCAUGAGAGGAAUAUUCUCCACAGGGACCUUAAAACACAGAACAUCUUCCUGACUAAGACCAACAUCAUUAAAGUUGGGGAUCUCGGCAUCGCAAGGGUAUUGGAGAACCAGAAUGAUAUGGCCAGCACACUCAUAGGAACCCCUUACUACAUGAGUCCAGAGCUCUUUUCUAAUAAACCCUAUAAUCACAAGUCCGAUGUAUGGGCCCUGGGCUGCUGUGUGUAUGAGAUGUCAACACUGAAACAUGCCUUCAAUGCCAAGGACAUGAACUCACUGGUUUAUCGCAUUGUAGAAGGAAAGCUGCCACAGAUGCCCAGUAGGUAUGACCCCCAGCUGGGAAAUCUGAUCAAGAGCAUGCUGUGUAAAAGACCUGAAGACAGGCCUGAUGUCAAACUCAUUCUAAGGCAGCCCUACAUCAAACGACAAAUUGCGAUGUUUCUGGAGGCCACUAAAGAAAAAGCUGCCAAGUCAAGAAAGAAAGCUGUGGGUGGCAGUGGUGAUUUUAGGGCCAACAGUGCAUCGCCUGUGGUGUCAUCUCAGCCAAAACCUGAGAGAAGUCCCCAGCCUGAACCUCUAGCAAGGGCAAAACGGAAAGAAGAAAAAUUACAACAACAUAAAGCUCGGAACAGCGUUCCAGACUGCACUCCAGUUCAAUCACCAUGUCCACCCAAACCCUCCUCACCAGAUGCUCUAAGAGCCAGCAUUGCAUCCCUAGCAACCAUCAGCAACAUUAAUAUUGAUGUCCAACUGCAGGAGGAUGAGGACCUGUUGAACAGACCGGUGCAGGGGCCCCAGUCAGCUGAGUCACGUCACUGUGCAAGUAAUGAACCUGUGACUCACACUGUGUGCAAAGACAGCAAGAGACGAGGGAAACCAGAUCCCUCUCCCCCUCCUUCCCCUGUGAAGCCCCCUCUGAAGUCUGGCUCAGGUGUUGGCAGUCGGGGUGUAGACGAGAGGAGGUCAUCCAAUGGAUUGUUAGACAUUAAUCCACAGGCCAUGCCACAUGCUAGGGAUACAUUUUCUGUAUGUGGGGAGAAACAGAUGUCAGAUGUGAAUAUUAAGGAUGAUACCAUGGAGUUACUUAAAGAGGCUGACAUGCAGAACCCAAAGCUGGAAGUGGAGAGAGAGGAUACUUUUUCUGUCCGUGAGAGGAGAUCCACACAAAAAAACAAUAAAGCCGAUAUUGGACUGGUUGUAGAAGAGAAUAUGAAUGAUAAAAGUGACACUGUUACCCUUCUCAAAGGAGCUCCAACAACACAUCAUACCUCAGACAUCCAAGAAAGCCUAGAAUCUACCGAAAAGCUGUUACAGCCAUUUCCUCCAACACCGGAGCCUGUAGAGGAAGAGUCUUCCUUACCAGCCAGUAGGCCGGAUCUGACCAAUCCAGGUCAAACUUCCCUGCACUUCUCAUCAGAACCGUCUCUAUCACAUCACCACAGAGGAAGGGACAUAAGACAGACAAAUGGAGGUCAGGACAAGUCCAAGGUGGCUGCAGCUCGACCUUUACCUCCACCUCCUGUUGACAUUGUACAUGUGGAAAGGAGGAAAAGGAGCAGGAGGAGUAAAGAGGACAAAAAUGCUGGUGUAGCUACAACCUCCACAUCAGUUAGUUCCUCUAAGGACGGAUUCUUACUACUGCCACAGGAUCGUCCUCUGUCUGCCAGAGAGAGAAGGAGACUGAGGCAGUCCCAGGAGAGUGUCAUCCAACCCGGUGUCAGUGUUAGACGGGCAUCUUAUGAUGUUACUUCUAACACAGAUGAGCAUUACCACGCUCCAGUGACCAGAUCUGUUUCAGAGUCUAUCACUGAGACCGACUAUAAGCAGGAUAAGUUACCGGAGCAAAGGUCAGAUGAAGACGAGUGCAGCUCAUCCACAAGUUCUACAGAACGUUCGGAGGGAGACUGCACAGAAAGGAAGACUGAAUCCAGAGACAUGCAGGAUUUAGUUCACAUGAUGACACAAACUCUGAGAAUGGAUACUGGAGGUGGUGUGAGUGAACAGGAAAAAAGCAGAUUUGGUUCUAGUGCACUGCCAGAAUUUAAACUGAACAGGAAGUACAGAGACACACUGGUGCUUCAUGGGAAGGCUCAAGAGGAAGCUGAAAACUUGUCACUUGGUGAAAUACCAAUUGGCUCCACGUCUGGUCCAGCUAAGCUCAGGAGAGCCAUAGAGAACCUGAGAACCGAUGUGGUGAAGGGCCUGGGUGUCAAGCUGCUGGACAAAGUCCUGGAAAUCAUGGAUGUGGAGGACGACACCAAACGAGAAUUGUGCCUCCGUGACCAGAUGGGGGAUGAGAAUUACCAAGCUUAUGCAGUGAUGGUGAGGCAGCUGAAAUUCUUUGAGGAUAUCGCCAUCAAGGUUUAAAGAAAAUGCUGUCUAUAUGGGAGAGUACACAUCCGCAUUUCCAUGGCACUACGUGUGAGAAGAGGCAAACUUGUAUGAAAUGAUAACCUGUAAACAUUGUUCAUGAGAACUCAUUUUUCUGCAAAAACACCAACCUGCCUGUGUGCCAUUGCAGGUUGUCACAAAAUUGUAACGAUGCAGCUGCUCUUGUACAACAAUCUUAUGUAAAUGACUGUGUACAUUUUUUAAAUUUCCUGUUAUUCUUUAAACAGAGUUUGUUAAUAUUCCUUUAAUUUUCAGGAUGUCUAUGCAAAGAGUUUGAGUCAUGUUUAAGCACUCCUUGUCUUUUUACUUUCUGUAGUUGAAACUUGUUUAUAAUGCAAGCUAGAAUUUCAGUAGUUUUACUUAUGCUGUAUCUAUGAAGGCACUAGAUCUCACUUCUGCUGCUGUAUUGUAUUUUCUUAAAGACAAAAUAAUGUAGAUACAUUGUAGAUAUUAACAUUUGAAUCUUUUAUAAUAAAUCCUAAAUGCAUCUUUUGUUUGCAAACAUUUUCUAUAAUGUUGGGAACCACAAUAAAACAUGUUUAAUUGACUGUGACAAUAAAAAGAAUAUUGCAUCUUUGUGCACAAUGACCCCCGAAUUUUAGACAUAAAUGAAACACCAAUCUAGAACACCCAUUAAUAAAACAGGGAGUAUCAGAUGUUUAUUAUUUGGACCCAUUAUUGACUGACAAGUACUGUAGAUCAUUUUUCCUUCCAAACUCUUCGAUGUGUGAACUGUAAAACAAAAGCUAGCCUCCGAUAGAAAGGAUGUAUGAACAGCCGUGCAAGGAUAGUUCUGAGUUAUUUGUGUUUCUUCUUCUUAAGAG